Messenger RNA from Anopheles coluzzii, 3581 nucleotides. RefSeq lists its product as uncharacterized. Lineage: Eukaryota; Metazoa; Arthropoda; Insecta; Diptera; Culicidae. Gene Ontology annotation, molecular function: protein binding. The record is from RefSeq and is a predicted model, not a curated record. The coding region runs from base 224 to 3457 and encodes 1077 amino acids. The transcript is spliced from 7 exons.
CUUUAAGUCCCUGAUGAUUUACUUUUGUCGUAAUUCCUCGACCCUAAUGAACAUUCUUGCCGUGACGAACAGAUCACAUUUUUACGGAUCGAUGGCAUGCAGUCAUUUUAUGUAUUGAUUUCUUUCGGAAGAUUCACAACGGUCCAGCUUAAUUCUCAAUGUUUCUUUUUUAUUCGUGGUCCUUUUCAGCUUUAAUUUCCAGCCGGAGAGCCAGGAGCUAGACAUGGGCAUUCAAUCAAUCCUGCUGAGGGAAUCGAGCUUCAUCACAACACUUCCGCAGACUGAGGACGAAUCUUCAGAAUGCCACAACACAUCAAUGAUCCAUUCAUCUUCAUCCUGGAAGCCUUUUAAAUGCAUAUCUCCAGCGUUGGAGCUUCGUGAUUCCCACCAGUUAUCCGACACAAUGUCCUGUUUAGAGGAGAUGGAAGUACCACGCGACAUGUUCGAGGAACCCAACGACAGUUUGAACAAGAAUGACGUUCCCAUUUCACCUCCAGACAACUGCUCCAGGGAUUCUAGUCUGCGUCACAAACAACUCCACACUGACAACAACAACCUCCAGCCGAGGGACGAAAGGCCUUUCCGGUGUGCCAUCUGUCCCAAGGCGUUCCGACUUUCCUCCACACUGUCCGCGCACAAGAAGCUGCACGACCAAAGAGGACCCAGUCUACGGUGUGAGACGUGUGGACGAGCCUUCACGCAACCCAGCGCUCUCUCCAGCCAUCGACUGUUGCAUCGAUCGGAUCGGCCACACAGCUGCAGCCUCUGUGGCAAGCAGUUCGUUCGGCUGCAUGCCCUCAAGACACACGUGCUUAGUCACGCGAACGAACGACCCUACGAGUGUGACCAGUGUGGAAAAGCUUUUACCGAAAAGCACGUGCUCGUACGCCAUCGCAAGACGCACAGUAACGAGCGACCCCAUGAAUGUGCCGUUUGCUCGAAGGCCUUCAAGGAGCGGUAUGACCUGCUGCGCCACACGCUCAUUCACAGUGGACUGCGGCCGCACAAGUGUCCCGAUUGCUCCAAAACCUUCGUCCAAUCCAAUGCACUGGUUAAACAUCGAAAGUGUCACGAACGGGAACGCACCGUUGGCCAUCAUCAGUUGAACGCAGCUUCCUUUGCUUUAACUAUGGUCGAAACUACUAUAUUACAAGCAAAACUUAACAAUCUAAGUGCUAAAGAAACCAUCGAGUUCCUGGUCCCCAAAAUUCUAGAUUGGAUUCGUAACAAUUCCGUUCGUGAACAAUUGAACUUGCGCAACGAUUUAAAGGACAAUACCAAAGCAGCUCAGCUACGGUCCGAAGGAAAUAAAAUGUUUCACCCGAACGUGAAACGCUACAUCGAGGCCAUCAAGCUGUACAAUGAGAGCAUCGCCUUUUCCGAAAAAGGAUCGACAGAUAGGGCAUUGGCCUAUGCAAAUCGCUCAAACAUUUGUCUGAAGAUGCAACGCUAUGAAGACUGUCUGAAGAACAUUCGGCUUGCUCGUGAGUCAAACUAUUCUGGAGAAAAGUUGAAUCAACGCGAAAAAGAUGCCAAAAAUGCUUUGGCAAAGGCUCGGAACAAGAAUGCUUCAUCGAGCAAGUUUUCUCCGGAUGUGGUGGAAGAGCCCGAGCUAAGCUAUCCGGCCAAGGAGAAUGCGCCGCAAGUUGCCAACUGUCUGGAACUGCGCAAAAACGAAGAAUAUGGACGGCAUGUGGUGACCACUCGUAAGCUGAAGGUAGGCGAUGUCGUGAUGAUCGAAAGGCCGUUCGUUACCGUGCUGAAGGAUUCGUUCCGAUAUGUUCGAUGUGAUUUUUGCCAUGGCGAACGACCAUUCACAUUGAUUCCAUGCGAAGGAUGUACCGCGGCCAUGUACUGUUCGGAGGAAUGUCUGAGUAAAGCGUACAACAACUAUCAUCGAUAUGAUUGCGGGCUUUUACGAGACUUGUAUGAAGAUUUCGAAGAAGUUUCCUUGAUUGAUAUUCGCAUGAUAGCCAUUGCGAUCACAACCUUCGAUAAUAACCCAGAGGCAUUGAAGGAUCAUCUCGAUGCACUGGAUGAAUCCAAUGUUAACGGGUUUACGAUGGAUUGGAAUAAAGCAACGCAACAAGACAUUUUCAACACGGUGCACGUGUUAACCACUAAUCAAGAACGGCGACACAGCAUGUUUGUUGCAAUGUUCAUCUUCAAUGCUACCAUCCUACAUACCCUUGUUCUGGAAAGAACAGAGCUGGGACCGGUGUGCGAAGCAAACCCUGCAACAAACAAGUUUUUACUAGAUUUGAUCCUGCGAUAUAUGCAAAUCGUGAAUUGUAACAGAAAAUUGUUGUCCUUUAAUGCGUACAAGGUGAAGGAAUACGUGGCUGAAUCAUUUGCAGUGGGUUGCUACCCAUUGAUUAGCAUGCUGAAUCAUUCCUGUGCUCCCAACGUGAAACGCAUCACUUUGCGCGAUGGGCGGUGUGCCGUUUUUGUCAUCCGUCCAGUUCUUGAAGGAAGUCAACUGUUCGAUAGCUAUGAUUUUAAUUUCCACCCGGAGAACCAGGAGCUAGACAUUGGCAUUCAAUCAAUCCUGCUGAGGGAAUCGAGCUUCAUUACAACACUUCCGCAGACUGAGGACGAAUCUUCAGAAUGCCACAACACACCAAUGAUCCAUUCAUCUUCAUCUUGGAAGCCUUUUAAAUGCAUAUCUCCAGCGUCGGAGCUUCGUGAUUCCCACCAGUUGUCCGACACAAUGUCCUGUUUAGAGGAGAUGGAAGUACCACGGGACAUGUUCGAGGAACCCAACGACAGUUUGAACAAGAAUGACGUUCCCAUUUCACCUCCAGACAACUGCUCCAGGGAUUCUAGUCUGCGUCACAAACAACUCCACACUGACAACAACCUCCAGCCGGGGGACGAAAGGCCUUUCCGGUGUGCCAUCUGUCCCAAGGCGUUCCGGCUUUCCUCCACACUGUCCGCACACAAGAAGCUGCACGACCAAAGAGGACCCAGUCUACGGUGUGAGACGUGUGGACGAGCCUUCACGCAACCCAGCGCUCUCUCCAGCCAUCGACUGCUGCAUCGGUCGGAUCGGCCACAUAGCUGCAGCCUCUGUGGAAAGCAGUUCGUUCGGCUGCAUGCCCUCAAGACACACGUGCUUAGUCACGCGAACGAACGACCCUACGAGUGUGACCAGUGUGGAAAAGCUUUUACCGAAAAGCACGUGCUCGUACGUCAUCGCAAGACGCACAGUAACGAGCGGCCCCAUGAGUGUGCCGUUUGCUCGAAGGCCUUCAAGGAGCGGUAUGACCUGCUGCGCCACACGCUCAUUCACAGUGGACUGCGGCCGCACAAGUGUCCCGAUUGCUCCAAAACCUUCGUCCAAUCCAAUGCACUGGUUAAGCAUCGAAAGUGUCACGAACGGGAACGCACCGUUGGCCGUCAUCAGUUGAACGCAGCUUCCUUUGCUGUAACUAGGGCCGAAACUACGUGUUGCUAAGUGGAACAGUGACGGUGCGACGGAGCAACAAGUGUUAAUGUUGAUUUGCAGAGUGUAAAUAGAAACGUGUUUGAGAAAAUGUUAUUGUGAGUGUCUUUGGAACAGCAUUCAGAGGAAGUGUGCA